Molecule: messenger RNA, 1224 nt
Organism: Menidia menidia (Atlantic silverside)
Lineage: Eukaryota; Metazoa; Chordata; Actinopteri; Atheriniformes; Atherinopsidae
Source: the annotation of a GenBank genome assembly
CAGACAAUCCAGCUACCAACUGAGCUUUACUAAACGGAUACUUAAUCACCACCUGCUUAAGACAGCACCCGCUCCAACCAGCUGCUAUGUGUAAAGGACUUGCAUCUCUGCCCACCUGCUGCUUGGAAAGGGCCAAAGAGCUGAAAGCAAGGCUGGGAAGCAUUUUGCAAAAAUCCAACUGGACUCCAUCCUGCUGCAGAAUAGGGAAAAGGAAGCCAACCUUGGAGGAAUGUCUCAGGUGGAAAGAGUCAUUUGAAAAACUCCUGUCCAGCAAAUAUGGACUGUGUGCCUUCACUGCCUUCCUCAUAUCUGAGUUCAGCGAGGAGAACAUUGCGUUCUAUUUUGCCUGUGAGGAUUACAGAAGAACCAAGAUUUCCAACCAACUGCCUGCGAAAGCCCAGAAGAUUUACAAUGAAUUCAUCGGCAGUGAAGCUCCUCGAGAGGUAAAUAUCGACCAUGAAACCCGCGACAUCACCAAAGCCAACAUGGACGAUCCCUCUCCGUCUUGUUUUGAUCAAGCCCAGUACAAGAUCUACAUGCUAAUGGCCAAAGAUUGUUACCCUCGCUUUCUCCGCUCUCCAGCAUACAGAGAUUUAGUUUGCCAAGCCAAACCAAGCACCAAGGCCACCAAGCUGCCACAGCAAAAGAAAAUGGUGUGAAACCUCUCCAUGAGCUUAAGAUGGACUCUAAGUCAACUAAAGAUUUGAGAAUGCUGGCAAGGCAUGGCAUUUAGUCCUGCGAAGUGAAGAAAUCCCGACACCGGUGCAGACACAAAGAAUGCUGAGAAGAAAGCCGCAGAGCAUGGUCGUACAGGGGCUAUCGCUUUGAAGACAAAGGAGGCUGAAAGGCGAGAGAGGCGAGCGAUACGUUAAAGGCUGCUGUCAUGAAGUCGACCGACAUAUCAGAACUUGUCGAGUUUGGGGGGCAGGAGAAAAAUAAACAGACUGAUAAUCAAAAAGGAGAAGAGCAAAAGUGGAAAAGCACUUUCACUUGCCAUUAACCUUUUACUUUCUGUGAUGUGAAAUAUCCUGUGAAAGCUGUGCACUUCUUUGUCAAGCAGACCUGUGGAGGUCUAGUAUUUAUUUGUAUUUAUUUUCUUGUAAAAUAUUUGUUGCAUUUUGUACCAAACAAUGAUGAAAAUGUGCAACAUAAUUUCUACUAUAUGUACAUGAUUGUCUUUUUUACGAAGAAUAAAAUCAAUUGAAAUAAAGUGUGGACAUGCAA